This is a messenger RNA of Capsicum annuum, 1083 nucleotides long. RefSeq names its product heat stress transcription factor A-7a-like. The record is from RefSeq and is marked provisional. The transcript is spliced from 2 exons. NCBI's taxonomy places the organism in Eukaryota, Viridiplantae, Streptophyta, Magnoliopsida, Solanales, Solanaceae. Bases 1 to 1083 code for a protein of 360 amino acids. Gene Ontology annotation, molecular function: RNA polymerase II cis-regulatory region sequence-specific DNA binding; DNA-binding transcription factor activity. Gene Ontology annotation, biological process: regulation of transcription by RNA polymerase II. Gene Ontology annotation, cellular component: nucleus.
AUGAUGAAUAAUAAUCCAUUGUAUUCGGUGAAAGAGGAGUACCCGGGGUCAAGUUCAGGAGGUGAUGGGGGUGAGCCCCCACCUCCUACUAUGAUGACACCACAGCCAAUGGAGGGGCUUCAUGACAUUGGUCCACCACCAUUCCUCACAAAGACAUAUGAAAUGGUGGAUGAUUCAACUAUUGAUCAUAUUGUUUCUUGGAACAGAGGAGGUCAAAGCUUUGUUGUCUGGGAUCCUCACGCCUUCUCCACUAUGCUACUUCCUAGAUUCUUCAAACACAACAACUUCUCCAGCUUUGUCAGACAGCUAAAUACUUAUGGAUUUAGAAAGAUUGAUCCAGAGAGAUGGGAAUUUGCAAACGAGGCAUUUCUAAAGGGAAACAAGCAGCUUCUAAGGAACAUCAAGAGGCGAAAAACACCUAAUUCUGAGUCUUUGCCUACGGCACAAGCACUUGGCCCUUGUGUUGAAUUGGGAAGAUUUGGAUUUGAUGGAGAAGUUGAUCGAUUGAGGCGCGACAAGCAUGUUUUGAUGAUGGAACUAGUGAAGCUUAGACAGAACCAACAAAACACUCGAGCUUACCUUCGAUCAUUGGAGCUAAGGUUACAAGGAACAGAGAGGAAGCAACAACAAAUGAUGAAUUUCUUAGCAAGAGCUAUGCAAAAUCCCGAGUUCAUCCAACAGAUAAUCCAGCAGAAAGGGAAAAGAAAAGAAAUAGAAGAGGCUAUAACUAAAAAAAGGCAACGACCUAUUGAUCAAGGCUCUAGUAGCAGUACAUUACAUGUAGGAGGAUCUAGCCAUUCCAUCAAAUCAGAACCUUUGGAAUUCGGAGAGACUAGUGGAUUCCAAGUGUCUGAACUUGAAGCACUUGCAUUGGAAAUGCAGGGAUUCGGUAGAGCAAGAAGGGAUCAACAGGAAGACAUGACAGAAAGGCUCGAACAAUUUGGCUACACAGAUAAAGAACUCGAUGCGGGGUUUUGGGAAGAGCUAUUUAACGAAGAGGAUGUGUCUGAAAAUGAAGACGGUGAAGAGGAAGGCGUAAAUGUUUUGGCAGAGAGGUUAGGGUUCAUGGAUUCGAGCCCUUAG